Molecule: messenger RNA, 1091 nt
Organism: Labeo rohita (rohu)
Lineage: Eukaryota; Metazoa; Chordata; Actinopteri; Cypriniformes; Cyprinidae
Product: asialoglycoprotein receptor 1-like
Exons: 4
Coding region: 104-607 (167 amino acids)
Source: RefSeq, a predicted model, not a curated record
AUGGUCACUGGAAGACAAUGAUUUCUAUCAGGAAGGAGGGAGAGAUUUCAGGAACUGGUAUCAUGAACCAAACAAUGCUGGGGGGAACAAUCUCUGUGUUUACAUGGAUUAUUAUGGGAAGUGGUUUGAUUUCCCAUGUGACUUUACAGAACAUAAUUUCAUUUGCUAUGAUGGUAGAGAGAAUGCCACACAGAGUUACAUCAGAGUCAAUGAUGGAAAAACUUGGUCAGAGGCUCAUAGAUACUGCAGAGAUCAUUACACAGAUCUUGUCAAUGUGAGAAAUCAGACUGAGAACCAGAAGAUAAUUGAGAGAGCAGGUGGAGGAGUCUGGAUCGGCCUGUACAGAAACAGAACUUGGUCUGACCAUCAGAUUACCAGCUACCAAAACUGGAGGCCUCAGAUUCCUGAUUAUGGAACACAACCAGAUAAUGGUGAAGAUUAUAUUUCUACGCACUUGUGGCAGAACGCUAUUUUCAGCAUUGUACUGCUGUAUCAUUCAGCCGUUCAGGCCGAUGGACAGAUGAGGUCUGUGUAUCCAGCAUGCCUUUCUUCUGCUACAGCAGAAACUGCACACAAUUGUCAUGCACCCCUCAGUAUCACUUUGUGAAUGAGUCUAAGACCUGGACUGAAGCUCAGAGAUACUGCAGACAGAAUUACACUGAUCUGGCCACCAUUGAGAACAUGGAGGAAAAGAAUAGGCUGAUUAAAACAGUACGUACUUACUAUGGCAAAGCUUGGAUUGGUCUGUAUGAUGAUCUGAAGAGCUGGAGAUGGUCACUGGACAAUACAGCAUUAAAUGGAGGAUUUAAAAGCUGGUAUGUUUCACAACCAGUGAAUUCAGGUGGACAGCGUCUAUGUACUUAUUUGUCAAAUUACCAGGGGGUAUGGAUGGACACAUCUUGCUCCUCUACAUAUCGCUUUGUUUGCUAUGAUGGAAGAGUGAAUGCUAGUGCAAGUUAUGUGUUUUUUGACCAGCACAAAACUUGGACUGAAGCUCAGAGUUACUGCAGAGAAACAUCACACAGACCUCGUCAGUAUCAGGAAUGAGGCUGAAAACUACAGGGUUCAGAUAUUACUUUCAUAUUAUUCAG